Messenger RNA from Phanerochaete carnosa HHB-10118-sp, 583 nucleotides. RefSeq lists its product as uncharacterized. Gene Ontology annotation, cellular component: mitochondrial envelope. The transcript is spliced from 3 exons. Gene Ontology annotation, biological process: mitochondrial electron transport, cytochrome c to oxygen. The record is from RefSeq and is a predicted model, not a curated record. Lineage: Eukaryota; Fungi; Basidiomycota; Agaricomycetes; Polyporales; Phanerochaetaceae. Bases 40 to 504 code for a protein of 154 amino acids.
UCCGCAACAUCGUUCUGCUCGUCAACGCUAUCUUAAAAAAUGCUCCGUGCCGCCCUUCGCCCCGCCGCUUCCGUAGCACGCGUCGCCAAGCCCGCGGCGCGCACCUUCGCUGUCUCUACUCUUCGCGCCUCCGAACACAAGGAAAUCGACGCAGCCCUUUUCCCUCCUGGUGCUCCCGCCGGCACGGUGCCCACCGACGACCUCCACUCUACCGGUCUCGAGCGCCUCCAAGUUCUGGGAGAGAUGCACGGUGUCAAGGUCUUCGACUACGACCCUCUUGACUCUAGCCGUAUUGGCACCAAGAAGGACCCCAUCAAGGUCCUCUCCUGGGAUUCUGAUCGUCUCAUUGGCUGCACGGGCUCUCCUGCCGAGUCGCACGAGCUUCAUUGGAUGAACCUCAAGAUAGGUGAGCACCCUCGGUGCCCAGAGUGCGGCUCCGUCUACGAGCUCGACUUCCAUGGUGACCUGGAGCUUCUGAAGGCUCAGAAGGCCCACGGUCAUUAAAUUCGGGUUAAGGAGUUUUUGCGCUUCAAAGAAGAUUGUCAUAGAUGGACGGUUGUCGGCUAUUACUAUGAGCAAUUCA